ACAAUCUUCCGGAUAUCGUCAGUUCCAUAAAGAAAGAACUAGACACAAGCAAAUAAAAAACAUUGUUUUUAUCUAUAAAUCAGCUGCAGCAAGUUUAUCCCGAUUUCAUAACUAUAAAAAUAAAUAGUAGCAACAGUCCGAACUAUGUCAUCAAAGAAAGUAAACUCAACCGCCACAGCCAGACUUAAACAAGACUACAUGAGGAUAAUGAAAGACCCCGUGCCUUAUAUUCAAGCUGCUCCUGUGCCAUCUAAUAUUCUUGAAUGGCAUUAUAUUGUUGAAGGUCCAGAAAAUUCACCUUAUGAAGGUGGGAUUUACCAUGGCAAAUUAGUUUUCCCCAGAGAAUUUCCAUUCAAACCACCGAGUAUUUACAUGCUGACACCUAAUGGAAGAUUCAAGUGCAACACAAGACUGUGUCUGUCAAUUAGUGAUUUUCACCCUGAUACCUGGAACCCAGCUUGGUCAGUGUCCACUAUUCUGACUGGACUCCUUAGUUUUAUGCUAGAGAAAAGUCCAACCUUGGGAAGUAUUGAAACGAGUCUGUGCACUAAAAGACAACUAGCUGCACAAAGUGGGUCUUUCAACUUGGCAAAUAAAACAUUUUGUGAAUUGUUUCCUGAUGUUGCAGAUAAAAUUCGAGAAAACUUACGAAAACAAGCAGAAGAGUUUAAGAAAUCAACAGAAACUGGUAACCUUUUGAACAACGGAGACAGCAAUCUAUUCCACAAUGGUGUGCCACAAAUUGCUGACAAUGUCCAUCGGGGUGGAAACAGGUGGUUUCUGCGUGGCACAGUGACCAACAUGCUUUUCCUGGCAGGGAUAGCGGCUUUUGCUUUUGUCGUGAAACAUGUUGUCACAAAUGUUGUUGAUACAAUAUAGUCUUGUGGCAUCGUAAGUUUGACUGGGGUGGGAUGCUGUGACUUUAGCGGAAAUGAGAACUGUUGAUAUGAUAUAUUUAAAAAGCUCACUGAAAGAAGCAGAGUUGUUAUUUUUUUGGGCAUUUUUUCCUUUAUGCAGCAACAUGCCAUUAGGUAGAAAAAUCUGGUUCAUAUGACAAAUAAAAACAUAAAUGCUAAAUACAUUUUUUUCUCAAAACUGUAAAAAUUGACAUUUCUGUUAAUUCUUGUGAGCCAUUAUUUCACACACACAUACAUAC
This is a messenger RNA of Physella acuta, 1156 nucleotides long. RefSeq names its product ubiquitin-conjugating enzyme E2 J2. Lineage: Eukaryota; Metazoa; Mollusca; Gastropoda; Physidae. The record is from RefSeq and is a predicted model, not a curated record.